This is a messenger RNA of Apus apus (common swift), 2507 nucleotides long. RefSeq names its product CGRP receptor component (gene CRCP). The transcript is spliced from 10 exons. Gene Ontology annotation, biological process: transcription initiation at RNA polymerase III promoter. Bases 578 to 1081 code for a protein of 167 amino acids. Gene Ontology annotation, molecular function: nucleotide binding. Gene Ontology annotation, cellular component: RNA polymerase III complex. Lineage: Eukaryota; Metazoa; Chordata; Aves; Apodiformes; Apodidae. The record is from RefSeq and is a predicted model, not a curated record.
GUCAGAGCAACAGCGUGGCUGGGAAAAGAGCACCAGGAGAGAUGGAGCAACUGAAGAGAAAGCAGCACAAGGACCAAGAGGUCGUGUGUGAAGCUUCCAGCUCAGUUCCUUUGCGAGGACACUGUAGAAGAGGAAGGUCUCUGUGGUGUGAACUGUGGAGAAGGAGGAGCUGUUGAUUUUCCCUGAGCCAUCACACACUGCCUGGCUGCAACCUCCUCUGCAGAAGGCCCUGCUGCUGUCCUGGCUGCUGUCAGCCCAAGAGGAAGCCUUGAAGGCUCCUGCCCCUGCAAGGCCAAGGAUGUGGCUGUGGAAAAGGACUUACAUGGCAGCACGUUCCACCAGGGUCUUGAUGAGCUGCAGGAGCUUUCCAGCUAUGUCUCCAAUCAGCUCCUGAGGACAAGAGGAGGAUUGCUGUCAGUGUCCCCUGGAGCUGACCUCCUCCCUGCCCACAAGGCCCUCAGCUCUAGGAUCUGUGACUGUCUCCAGAUCUCUGCUGACCCCUGCUGAAACAGCGUGCCUGAGAGGACAGCAGGAGGGAGCCUACAGAGCCUGUCCGGGAGCUGCUGGGAGCAGUUUCAUGUGCAGGGGUUGGAACAUGGCAGAGAAGUUGCAGAGCAUUCCCUGGGCGGGUGUUGGCCAACUUGCAAGGAAAGAUGCAAAUGCAGCAUUGCUGAGCAACUUUGAGGUCUUCCAGUUACUUACUGACCUGAAGCAGCAGCGCAAAGAGAGUGGAAAGAACAAGCAGAGCUCUGGUCAGCAGAAUCUGAACACAAUCAUGUAUGAAACACUGAAGUACAUUUCAAAAACACCUUGUAGAUACCAGAGUCCUGAGACUGUGAGAGACUUCCUCAUAGCAAUGAAAGGCCACAAGCUAACCAAGGCAGAAAAGCUGCAGUUGCUUAACCACCGGCCUGUGACAGCAGUUGAAAUACAGCUGAUGGUAGAAGAAAGCGAGGAGAGGCUGACAGAGGAGCAGAUCGAGGCCCUUCUCCAGACAGUCACCAGCAUUCUGCCCGGGGACCCGGAGGAACAGCAGAGACACUCAGCAAUGGCAACUGAAGACAAAGGUGACCAAGCCUAGGAGGCAUCUAGACCACAGCUGGCAACAGUUUCAACAGAGAAUCAGUUAGUAUUUUUCUGGUUUUUACUUGGUACCAGUUUAAUCUUGUAUUGGACAUGAUUGUAAAAUAUAUUACAAUUUUUAUUGCUUUGAGGUGAUGAGGGAGCCAACUGUUUACAAGGAGGCAUGGAAAAGGACUCUAUUGUUUUGGCAUUUUGUCCUAUAUAUGGAGAUUGCAGGAACUGAGUUGGUAGAGUGGCAGCCUGAGAGUUUAUGAGGCACAGAAUCUGAAGCUUUUGUGUCCUUCCUGUUACCCUUAUAACAGCUGUACAUUGGAAUAGGCUUAGAUACAGCUGGCAGUGUUGUAUUUAUCACAGUGGUGCUAUAAUUAUAAUUGCUUUCAUGUGCUUGUGAAUUGCCCAACUGGUUUUCAGAACACAGUCUCCAGUACAAAGCCAACUUCUGGAGCUGUUUGCAGGGAUCAGUACAUGGAUUAAUGCACAAGAGCUGCUUGGUAUCUGGCCAGAUAAUUUCAAGUAGGCUGUUGGCAUCUUGGCAGUGAGAGGAGGUGUUGGUAGGAAAGCUGCUCUCAGGGAUGUCUGAGGAGUCCCUGCUUGAAAAAAGGUCCAGAUCAGCUGAAUUAACCUAUUGCCACAGAAAUCAGCUGGGCUGGACCAGUUUUCACAGCAGUUGAGGCUCUGGACUCUAGUGUUAAGGCUCUUAGGAAGACAAAGAGAACAACAUUUAGGAGUGAGGUGUGUAUUUUCCCUUUGAACAUUUGUUCCAGUGUUCAUAUCUGGACAAGUCCCAGGCCUGUGAACGUGGUGUUGACUGUGGAAUACAUGAUUGAGUCGACACUGAAGUGAAGUCCUAAUCUGGUUUACAAGAAUGAGAAUCUGUCUUGUUUGAAGCAGAGUUUUUUUGUGUAUUGAACUUUUGUCUGAUUAAAGAUUUCAGAAUUGGUGUUGAAAGCAUUAUAAUAACCUUAAGAUUAUAAUAAACUUCUUGUGGAUGUAUACAUAGACAUGCACAUAAUGUAACGUGUUACACAUGGCACUGAUUUUAUACUGCCUGCAGACCAUUCUUUUGUAAUUGUUAUAAUAUACUGGAAAUAGAAAUUAAGUUUGAAGUAAAUCCUGGGAAUUUUGUGGCUUAUAGAAAAUACAUAAGACCUUGAUUCAGAAUAUAUGACUUUUUUUUCCCCCCACACUUCUGUAAUAGUUUUAUUUUGUGUUUUAAUGCAAAGAAUUUAUGCAUUCAGGGCUUUAGUUGUGUUGUAUAUGGAAGGGAGUGAUAAAUUGCAGUGUCUGGGGGAUUUAUUAUAUCCAUUUCCCUGGUAUUUUAAGCUUCUUUGAUAUUUGGAGAGGAAGUGAACUUAUUGGAAAAUAUAUUUGUUACCUCUUAAACAUUAUCUUACAUUAAAUGCAUUUCAAGGCUGAAGACUGAA